AGAGGAGGAGAGGUAAGAAGGAACGGAUGCGGGAAAAGGAGGCACAAGGUGGUGAAGAGGUGGUGCCUGACGAUGAGAAGGGAGGAGUACAGGAGAACCGCCGAGAGAAGGUCGUCCAGAAGGCAUCUCAACUAGAGGUUGGUGCAGAAGAAGCCAGCGAUGAUGAGCCUGCAAGAAAAAAGCGGAGAAGGCAUAAAAAAUUAACCAAGGCGGAAGGGGGCCUCGAAUAAUUCCAGAUGGGUCACUCCGGACUGUGUAUGUACAGUUUAUAUUGUGUUCCUUGCUACGUUACCCCUUUUUGUAUGCAGUCGAGUCAUCCCGAGGCG
Messenger RNA from Heterobasidion irregulare TC 32-1, 326 nucleotides. RefSeq lists its product as uncharacterized. The annotation marks the transcript as partial. Lineage: Eukaryota; Fungi; Basidiomycota; Agaricomycetes; Russulales; Bondarzewiaceae. The record is from RefSeq and is a predicted model, not a curated record. The transcript has a single exon.